CUCCCAACUUAGCUACGCAAAUUAUGACUGCCUUUAUUGUGGACGCGGAGCGGAGGGUUCAGAUAAGUCUGUACUCAAAGAUUUACAAAGAUUUGCGAACGUUCUAUUUUUUAAAGGGCCUUGCAAAAAAACGAAAGUUACCACCACGGAACAGAAAAUAAUGAUGGCUUCUCGUGAAGAAAUAAACAAAAUAUGGGAAAAGAAAUGGCAAAAUAAUCACUCACCUUGGGAUAUGCCACAAGGAAGUCCAUACUUAAAAAACUUCUUUCAGUAUCUUGUAAAGGGUAGUAUAAAUGGAAAGCGCAUUUUGGUUCCGCUUUGUGGCGCAACAGUUGAUAUGGCGUGGUUUUAUAAACAGGGAUUAACUGUUGUCGGUAUUGAACUGUUUGAAACUCCAUGUAAGUUGUUUUUUGAGCGUCUUUCAUUAAGUUAUGAAGUUAAAGAAAAGAACAAUGUAAAAGUUUAUUCGCAUGAUGAUAGGUUAAAAAUUUAUCAAUGUGACUUUUUUUCUACUGAUUGUGACCUACUUGGUGGGUGUUUUGAUUACUGGUUUGAUGUUGGUGGACUGGAAGCUACAGUGCCAGAAGAACAGCAAAAAUAUAUAAACCAGUUGACUAGCUUAUUAAAACCUGCAGGUCGUGUAUUGAUGGAAUGCUUUGAAUAUGACAUGUCUCUUCGUAGACAACCACCACAUAGUAUUCCAACUGAAACUUUUAAAGUUUAUUUGAGUGAUAAAUUUAUAAUUGAAGAGCUUAGUCGAAAGACGGAAGAUGAAUUACCAGAAGAAUAUACAGCUCGAAUUGGAUGUAAUUGCGUUCAUGUUUUAUACCUUCUUACAAAAAAGUUAACAAAUGUCUAAAAGAAUUGUGAAUGGUAGUAAGAAAAUAUUUUUAUUGUAUAUACUUUUUUAAAUUGUUUAUUAUUCUAGAUUGUGGUAUCUUUUGACACCCAUUACAAAUAUUGUUUAGAACUUUUGGACCAAGGGUUUAUAUUUUUCUUUUUGUCAGUACUUAUUAGGACCUUUUAGAAAAGUUGCUUCCAAUUUAGCUUAUUAGUAGUGCCUCAUAUUUUAACAUUUGUUUUGAAUAGGUGAUUGUGUGUUUUUUAAAGAAAUUUCUCCUUUAGCGAUGGCCAUUAUGGCUGAUACAGCAUUAUUGUUUAGAUUUAUAUAAAUUUUGCCUAUUUAGAGAUAGUAGUUGUUUACAAAAACACAUUUCUGCACAGUGCUUUCAGACCAAAAGUUGGCGAGGAAAGAAUGAUUUUAAAAGAAUCAAAUUAAAUCUAUAAACUUUUUUCAUCACAUGUAUUAAAAAACAGUAGCUUAUUGCUCAAAAUUAUAAUAUAACUCCUGAUCAGUUUUGGCAUAAAAAAAACACUGCUUUAUGCAGCCUAAUUCAAAAUUGUAGAUUGUAUCAAUGUUAUCAAUAAGAAUCUUUUUGCUAUAAUGCCUAAUGCAGAAGGUUUUUUUCCAUCCAAUGUAGAUGAAAGCAAACUGUAACUCAACCAAGUCAAUUCUGAAACAAGCAAAGACAGUACUUUUUAAAGCCCUAAGAAAUCACUUGCAUGGUGGUAUUAAAGUUUUUGUUUUAAGUUGUGUUUUUUUCUUUAUAACGAUUUUUAAAACAGGGAACAAUUCAAAACAAUUGCAACUUACAGCAGUUUAUAUCUCAUUUGUAUUAAUGUGUGUAAAAUACUUAUAACUUUAUGUCUAGAAUCAUUUUGUUAAGCUUAGUAUAAAGCUGUCACUUUAAUUUAAAAUAAUUUUCACUUUCUUUUUUAAUACAUUUCAUUUUGCUGACUGUUAAUCGUUCAAAAUGAUUUUUAUAUACAUUGUCAAUAUCACAAUUUUUUCAUUUUCUAAGGAAUCAGUUAUUAUAAUAUGCAUUAUGUUAUGAUUCUUUUUUACUUUACAUUUAAAUACUCAAUUGUUUAUCUAAAUCUUUUGUUAAGGUUAACUAACCAUAACUAUUCUAAAUGAUAUGGACCAGGUGGACGCGAAAGAUAAAGGUUUUUGGGCCUAUAAAUGGGAAAACGAUGUAAAAAUAAACAAACUAACAGGCCCUUUCAGAAGAGGCGUGCAAUAGCACGCGCACACCUCCACACACACACAAAAUGGCUUAGGUGUGCUAUUGAUAGCACCUGCAAAAUGACAAAUUUUAUAAGAAGUUAACCAGUGCAGCACACCCAAAAUAUAAGGGUUAAUAUAAUAUAACUCAUUAGUUACUAAUGAGUUUUUUAAACCCUUAUAAACUUUUGCAGACAUUCUUUGAAAUUCGAAAGUCAAAAUUCUAUGGUCCAUACAUGGAAACAGCUCUCUCAACACUAAUUUUUUAAGGCAACAAAGCAUUAAAUUUUUCUUAAAAUUUGGAAAGUGAAUACAUUCAGGGAAAAAAUAGUAAGUUAUAUGAAAAAUAAAUGUCUGAUUGGGAAAGUUUACUUUGAAUUAGGAAUUAUCCUUUUCUUGUUAAACUUUUUUUUAUGUUAAAUUGUGUUACUGAAACCUUCUAUAUCAAUUUUUUUUUAUAAGUGCCCCUUUCUAUUUUCUAGCCAUCUUGAAUAAGUGCCCACCUCAGGCAUUUUAGAGGUGACAUAAAUUAAAAAAUGUAUGCAAAGAUAAUUUUUUUCAAAUUGUUUAACAUAUAAUCCAAAAAUGAUGUGGUAUCUUCAUAGCCGCCAUGGCUAAAUUAAUCGAAUUUAAAUCAGUAAUACUUUUUGUGAGAAAUCUGUACAAAAUUAUACUCAACAAAAUAAAUGAUUUAGGCUGCUGAAACUGAAGAAAAAUAUAUAUUUUAUCUAAUUUUCAAUAAGUUGAAUAACUUACUUCGUAAUCUUUUAUUUUUUGUCAGAUUAUUUCAAAAUUUUGUUUAUUCACUUCUCUUCCAGCAAUAUCAUACAUAGUGUGUCCAUAUUUAUCUUUGAUCGUCACAUCAAUAUUUUUUUGAUGCAACAAAACAUCAACACAUGAGAUGUUACCACACAAUGCAGCGUAAUAAUAUUUGGUUGUCAGCAUCUCUUCAAUGGAUAUAUGUUAUGUGAUGACAACAUAGCUAGUAUAUGAGAUAAUUUCUGACAAUUAGAUAUUUUAGCGAAAUGAUCACUAUUAAAUUUAAAUUUAUCUUCCACCCCUGCAUCACUUCCAUGUGUGAUGAGAGUUUCCACCAUUGACAUUUUUUUUUCAUUGUAACUGGUUGUCCACAUCAGGGUGUGGGUUCACAUUAAUUUAUCAUAUGGACUAUGUUUGGUUUGAUAGAUAGUAAAUGUGCAGGUUCUGUUGUGUUAUUAUCAUGAAUAAGUUCCUUCAUAUCUAAAAAUAAAAUAAAAUAAAUGAAUGCAAAGAUAUUUUUAUUCAAAUUGUUUAACAUAUAAUCGAAAAAAUAUGUGAAGUAUCUUAAUUAAUCGAAUUUGAAUGAGAAAUGCUCUUUGUGACAUAUCUGUACAAAAUUAUACCCAACAAAAUAAAUGAUUUAGGCUGCUGAAUCUGGAGACAAAUAUAUUUUUCUUUCUAAUUUUCAAUAAAUUAAAUAACUUACUUCGUAAUCUUUUAUUUUUUGUCAUAUUAUUUCAAAAUUUUGUUUAUUCACUUUUCUUCCAGCAAUAUCAUACACAGUGUGUCCAUAUUUAUCUUUGAUCGUCACAUCAAUAUUUUUUUGAUGCAACAAAACAUCAACACAUGAGAUGUUACCACACAAUGCAGUGUGAUAAUGAUGUGUGGUUGUCAGCAUCUCUACAAUUGAUGUAUGCUAUGUGAUGACGACAUAGUACAUGUGAUAAUUUCUGACAAUCAGACAUUUCAGCGAAAUGAUAACUAUUAAAUUUAAAUUUAUCUUCCAUCCCUGCAUCACUUCCAUGUAUGAUGAGAAUUUCCACCAUUGACAUUUUUUUUCAUUGUACUGGUUGUCCACAUCAGGGUGUGGGUUCAUAUUGAUUUCUCGUAUGGACUAUGUUUGUUUGAUAGAUAGUAAAUGUGCAGGUUCUGUUGUGUCAUUAUCAAGAAUAAGUUCCUUAAUAUCUAAAAAAUAAAAUGAAAUAAAUGAAUGCAAAGAUAUUUUGAUUCAACUUGUUUAACAUAUAAUCGAAAAAAUAUGUGCAGUGGCUUAAUUAAUCGAAUUUGAAUGAGAAAUACUCUUUGUGACAAAUCUGUACAAAAUUAUACCCAACAAAAUAAAUGAUUUAGGCUGCUGAAUUUGAAGACAAAUGUAUUUUUCUUUCUAAUUUUCAUUAAAUUAAAUAACUUACUUCGUAAUCUUUUAUUUUUUGUCAUAUUAUUUCAAAAUUUUGUUUAUUCCCCUCUCUUCCAGCAAUAUCAUACUCAGUGUGUCCAUAUUUAUCUUUGAUCGUCACAUCAAUAUUUUUUUGAUGCAACAAAACAUCAACACAUGAGAUGUUACCACACAAUGCAGUGUGAUAAUGAUUUUUGGUUGUCAGCAUCUCUACAAUUGAUGUAUGUUAUGUGAUGACGACAUAGCUAGUAUAUGAGAUAAUUUCUGACAAUCAGACAUUUCAGCGAAAUGAUCACUAUUAAAUUUAAAUUUAUCUUCCACCCCUGCAUCACUUCCAUGUAUGAUGAGAGUUUCCACCAUUGACAUUUUUUUUUCAUUGUAACUGGUUGUCCACAUCAGGGUGUGGGUUCACAUUAAUUUAUCAUAUGGACUAUGUUUGGUUUGAUAGAUAGUAAAUGUGCAGGUUCUGUUGUGUUAUUAUCAAGAAUAAGUUCCUUCAUAUCUAAAAAUAAAAUAAAAUAAAUGAAUGCAAAGAUAUUUUUAUUCAAAUUGUUUAACAUAUAAUCGAAAAAAUAUGUGCAGUAUCUUAAUUAAUCGAAUUUGAAUGAGAAAUGCUCUUUGUGACAUAUCUGUACAAAAUUAUACCCAACAAAAUAAAUGAUUUAGGCUGCUGAAUCUGGAGACAUAUAUUUUUCUUUCUAAUUUUCAAUAAAUUAAAUAACUUACUUCGUAAUCUUUUAUUUUUUGUCAUAUUAUUUCAAAAUUUUGUUUAUUCACUUUUCUUCCAGCAAUAUCAUACACAGUGUGUCCAUAUUUAUCUUUGAUCGUCACAUCAAUAUUUUUUUGAUGCAACAAAACAUCAACACAUGAGAUGUUACCACACAAUGCAAGCUGAUAAUGAUGUUUGGUUGUCAGCAUCUCUACAAUUGAUGUAUGCUAUGUGAUGACGACAUAGUACAUGUGAUAAUUUCUGACAAUCAGACAUUUCAGCGAAAUGAUAACUAUUAAAUUUAAAUUUAUCUUCCAUCCCUGCAUCACUUCCAUGUAUGAUGAGAAUUUCUACCAUUGACAUUUUUUUUCAUUGUACUGGUUGUCCACAUCAGGGUGUGGGUUCACAUUGAUUUCUCGUAUGGACUAUGUUUGGUUUGAUAGAUAGUAAAUGUGCAGGUUCUGUUGUGUCAUUAUCAAGAUAAGUUCCUUAAUAUCUAAAAAAUAAAAUGAAAUAAAUGAAUGCAAAGAUAUUUUUAUUCAACUUGUUUAACAUAUAAUCGAAAAAAUAUGUGCAGUGGCUUAAUUAAUCGAAUUUGAAUGAGAAAUACUCUUUGUGACAAAUCUGUACAAAAUUAUACCCAACAAAAUAAAUGAUUUAGGCUGCUGAAUUUGAAGACAAAUGUAUUUUUCUUUCUAAUUUUCAUUAAAUUAAAUAACUUACUUCGUAAUCUUUUAUUUUUUGUCAUAUUAUUUCAAAAUUUUGUUUAUUCACUUUUCUUCCAGCAAUAUCAUACACAGUGUGUCCAUAUUUAUCUUUGAUCGUCACAUCAAUAUUUUUUUGAUGCAACAAAACAUCAACACAUGAGAUGUUACCACAUAAUGCAGUGUGAUAAUGAUUUUUGGUUGUCAGCAUCUCUACAAUUGAUGUAUGUUAUGUGAUGACGACAUAGUACAUGUGAUAAUUUCUGACGAUCAGACAUUUCAGCGAAAUGAUAACUAUUAAAUUUAAAUUUAUCUUCCAUCCCUGCAUCACUUCUAUGUAUGAUGAGAAUUUCCACCAUUGACAUUUUUUUUUCAUUGUGACUGGUUGUCCACAUCUUGGUGUGGGUUCACAUUGAUUUCUCGUAUGGACUAUGUUUGAUUUGAUACAUAGUAAAUGUGCAGGUUCUGUUGUGUCAUUAUCAAGAAUAAGUUCCUUAAUAUCUAAAAAAUAAAAUAAAAUGAAUGAAUGCAAAGAUAUUUUUAUUCAAAUUGUUUAACAUAUAAUCGAAAAAAUAUGUGCAGUGGCUAAAUUAACCGAAUUUAAAUCAGUAAUACUUUUUGUGACAAAUCUGUACAAAAUUAUACUCAACAAAAUAAAUGAUUUAGGCUGCGGAAACUGAAGAAAAAUAUAUUUUUUGUAAUUUUCAAUUAAUUGAAUAACUUACUUCGUAAUUUUUAAUUUUUUUCUCAGAUUAUUUCACAAUUUUUAUUAUUCACUGCUCUUCCACCCUCAUUAUACAUAGUGUGUCCAUAUUUAUCUUUGAUCGUCACAUCAAUAUUUUUUUGAUGCAACAAAACAUCAACACAUGAGAUGUUACCACACAAUGCAGUGUGAUAAUGAUUUUUGGUUGUCAGCAUCUCUACAAUUGAUGUAUGUUAUGUGAUGACGACAUAGUACAUGUGAUAAUUUCUGACAAUCAGACAUUUCAGCGAAAUGAUAACUAUUAAAUUUAAAUUUAUCUUCCAUUCCUGCAUCACUUCCAUGUGUGAUGAGAAUUUCCACCAUUGACAUUUUUUUUUCAUUGUAACUGGUUGUCCACAUCUUGGUGUGGGUUCACAUUGAUUUCUCGUAUGGACUAUGUUUGGUUUGAUACAUAGUAAAUGUACAGGUUCUGUUGUGUCAUUAUCAAGAAUAAGUUCCUUCAUAUCUAAAAAAUAAAAUAAAAUAAAUGAAUGCAAAGAUAUUUUUAUUCAACUUGUUUAACAUAUAAUCGAAAAAAUAUGUGCAGUGGCUUAAAUAAUCAAAUUUGAAUGAGAAAUACUCUUUGUGACAAAUCUGUACAAAAUUAUACCCAACAAAAUAAAUGAUUUAGGCUGCUAAAUUUGAAGAAAAAUAUAUUUUUUGUAAUUUUCAAUAAAUUGAGUAAUCUACUUUGUAAUUUUUAAUUUUUUUCUAAGAUUAUUUCACAAUUUUUUUUAUUCACUGCUCUUCCACCCUCAUUAUACAUAGUGUGUCCAUAUUUAUCUUUGAUCGUCACAUCAAUAUUUUUUUGAUGCAACAAAACAUCAACACAUGAGAUGUUACCACACAAUGCAGUGUGAUAAUGUUGUUUGGUUGUCAGCAUCUCUACAAUUGAUGUAUGUUAUGUGAUGACAACAUAGUAUAUGAGAUAAUUUCUGACAAUCAGACAUUUCAGCGAAAUGAUAACUAUUAAAUUUAAAUUUAUCUUCCAUUCCUGCAUCACUUCCAUGUGUGAUGAGAGUUUCCAUCAUUGAUAUUUUUUUUUCAUUGUAACUGGUUGUCCACAUCUUGGUGUGGGUUCACAUUGAUUUCUCGUAUGGACUAUGUUUGGUUUGAUACAUAGUAAAUGUGCAGGUUCUGUUCUGUCAUUAUCAAGAAUAAGUUCCUUCAUAUCUAAAAAAUAAAAUAAAAUAAAUGAAUGCAAAGAUAUUUUUAUUCAACUUGUUUAACAUAUAAUCGAAAAAAUAUGUGCAGUGGCUUAAUUAAUCAAAUUUGAAUGAGAAAUACUCUUUGUGACAAAUCUGUACAAAAUUAUACCCAACAAAAUAAAUGAUUUAGGCUGCUAAAUUUGAAGAAAAAUAUAUUUUUUGUAAUUUUCAAUAAAUUGAAUAAUCUACUUCGUAAUUUUUAAUUUUUUUCUCAGAUUAUUUCACAAUUUUUUUUAUUCACUGCUCUUCCACCCUCAUUAUACAUAGUGUGUCCAUACUUAUCUUUGAUCGUCACAUCAAUAUUUUUUUGAUGCAACAAAACAUCAACACAUGAGAUGUUACCACACAAUGCCGUGUGAUAAUGUUGUUUGGUUGUCAGCAUCUCUACAAUUGAUGUAUGCUAUGUGAUGACGACAUAGUACAUGUGAUAAUUUCUGACAAUCAGACAUUUCAGCGAAAUGAUAACUAUUAAAUUUAAAUUUAUCUUCCAUUCCUGCAUCACUUCCAUGUGUGAUGAGAAUUUCCACCGUUGACAUUUUUUUUUCAUUGUAACUGGUUGUCCACAUCUUGGUGUGGGGUCACAUUGAUUUCUUGUAUGGACUAUGUUUGGUUUGAUAGAUAGUAAAUGUGCAGGUUCUGUUGUGUCAUUAUCAAGAAUAAGUUCUUUAAUAUCUAAAAAAUAAAAUAAAAUAAAUGAAUGCAAAGAUAUUUUUAUUCAACUUGUUUAACAUAUAAUCGAAAAAAUAUGUGCAGUGGCUUAAUUAAUCGAAUUUGAAUGAGAAAUACUCUUUGUGACAAAUCUGUACAAAAUUAUACCCAACAAAAUAAAUGAUUUAGGCUGCUAAAUUUGAAGAAAAAUAUAUUUUUUGUAAUUUUCAAUAAAUUGAAUAAUCUACUUCGUAAUUUUUUAUUUUUUUCUCAGAUUAUUUCACAAUUUUUUUAUUCACUGCUCUUCCAACCUCAUUAUACAUAGUGUGUCCAUAUUUAUCUUUGAUUGUCACAUCAAUAUUUUUUUGAUGCAAAAAAACAUCAACACAUGAGAUGUUACCACACAAUGCAGUGUGAUAAUGAUUUUUGGUUGUCAGCAUCUCUACAAUUAAUGUAUGUUAUGUGAUGACGACAUAGUACAUGUGAUAAUUUCUGACAAUCAGACAUUUCAGCGAAAUCAUAACUAUUAAAUUUAAAUUUAUCUUCCAUUCCUGCAUCACUUCCAUGUGUGAUGAGAAUUUCCACCGUUGACAUUUUUUUUUCAUUGUAACUGGUUGUCCACAUCUUGGUGUGGGUUCACAUUGAUUUCUUGUAUGGACUAUGUUUGGUUUGAUAGAUAGUAAAUGUGCAGGUUCUGUUGUGUCAUUAUCAAGAAUAAGUUCCUUAAUAUCUAAAAAAUAAAAUAAAAUAAAUGAAUGCAAAGAUAUUUUUAUUCAACUUGUUUAACAUAUAAUCGAAAAAAUAUGUGCAGUGGCUUAAUUAAUCAAAUUUGAAUGAGAAAUACUCUUUGUGACAAAUCUGUACAAAAUUAUGCCCAACAAAAUAAAUGAUUUAGGCUGCUGAAUUUGAAGAAAAAUAUAUUUUUUGUAAUUUUUAAUAAAUUGAAUAACUUACUUCGUAAUUUUUAAUUUUUUUCUCAGAUUAUUUCACAAUUUUUUUUAUUCACUGCUCUUCCACCCUCAUUAUACAUAGUGUGUCCAUACUUAUCUUUGAUCGUCACAUCAAUAUUUUUUUGAUGCAACAAAACAUCAACACAUGAGAUGUUACCACACAAUGCAGUGUGAUAAUGUUGUUUGGUUGUCAGCAUCUCUACAAUUGAUGUAUGCUAUGUGAUGACGACAUAGUACAUGUGAUAAUUUCUGACAAUCAGACAUUUCAGCGAAAUGAUAACUAUUAAAUUUAAAUUUAUCUUCCAUUCCUGCAUCACUUCCAUGUGUGAUGAGAAUUUCCACCGUUGACAUUUUUUUUUCAUUGUAACUGGUUGUCCACAUCUUGGUGUGGGGUCACAUUGAUUUCUUGUAUGGACUAUGUUUGGUUUGAUAGAUAGUAAAUGUGCAGGUUCUGUUGUGUCAUUAUCGAGAAUAAGUUCUUUAAUAUCUAAAAAAUAAAAUAAAAUAAAUGAAUGCAAAGAUAUUUUUAUUCAACUUGUUUAACAUAUAAUCGAAAAAAUAUGUGCAGUGGCUUAAUUAAUCAAAUUUGAAUGAGAAAUACUCUUUGUGACAAAUCUGUACAAAAUUAUACCCAACAAAAUAAAUGAUUUAGGCUGCUAAAUUUGAAGAAAAAUAUAUUUUUUGUAAUUUUCAAUAAAUUGAAUAAUCUACUUCGUAAUUUUUUAUUUUUUUCUCAGAUUAUUUCACAAUUUUUUUAUUCACUGCUCUUCCAACCUCAUUAUACAUAGUGUGUCCAUAUUUAUCUUUGAUUGUCACAUCAAUAUUUUUUUGAUGCAAAAAAACAUCAACACAUGAGAUGUUACCACACAAUGCAGUGUGAUAAUGAUUUUUGGUUGUCAGCAUCUCUACAAUUAAUGUAUGUUAUGUGAUGACGACAUAGUACAUGUGAUAAUUUCUGACAAUCAGACAUUUCAGCGAAAUCAUAACUAUUAAAUUUAAAUUUAUCUUCCAUUCCUGCAUCACUUCCAUGUGUGAUGAGAAUUUCCACCGUUGACAUUUUUUUUUCAUUGUAACUGGUUGUCCACAUCUUGGUGUGGGUUCACAUUGAUUUCUUGUAUGGACUAUGUUUGGUUUGAUAGAUAGUAAAUGUGCAGGUUCUGUUGUGUCAUUAUCAAGAAUAAGUUCCUUAAUAUCUAAAAAAUAAAAUAAAAUAAAUGAAUGCAAAGAUAUUUUUAUUCAACUUGUUUAACAUAUAAUCGAAAAAAUAUGUGCAGUGGCUUAAUUAAUCAAAUUUGAAUGAGAAAUACUCUUUGUGACAAAUCUGUACAAAAUUAUGCCCAACAAAAUAAAUGAUUUAGGCUGCUGAAUUUGAAGAAAAAUAUAUUUUUUGUAAUUUUUAAUAAAUUGAAUAACUUACUUCGUAAUUUUUAAUUUUUUUCUCAGAUUAUUUCACAAUUUUUUUUAUUCACUGCUCUUCCACCCUCAUUAUACAUAGUGUGUCCAUACUUAUCUUUGAUCGUCACAUCAAUAUUUUUUUGAUGCAACAAAACAUCAACACAUGAGAUGUUACCACACAAUGCAGUGUGAUAAUGUUGUUUGGUUGUCAGCAUCUCUACAAUUGAUGUAUGCUAUGUGAUGACGACAUAGUACAUGUGAUAAUUUCUGACAAUCAGACAUUUCAGCGAAAUGAUAACUAUUAAAUUUAAAUUUAUCUUCCAUUCCUGCAUCACUUCCAUGUGUGAUGAGAAUUUCCACCGUUGACAUUUUUUUUUCAUUGUAACUGGUUGUCCACAUCUUGGUGUGGGGUCACAUUGAUUUCUUGUAUGGACUAUGUUUGGUUUGAUAGAUAGUAAAUGUGCAGGUUCUGUUGUGUCAUUAUCAAGAAUAAGUUCUUUAAUAUCUAAAAAAUAAAAUAAAAUAAAUGAAUGCAAAGAUAUUUUUAUUCAACUUGUUUAACAUAUAAUCGAAAAAAUAUGUGCAGUGGCUUAAUUAAUCAAAUUUGAAUGAGAAAUACUCUUUGUGACAAAUCUGUACAAAAUUAUACCCAACAAAAUAAAUGAUUUAGGCUGCUGAAUUUGAAGAAAAAUAUAUUUUUUGUAAUUUUCAAUAAAUUGAAUAACUUACUUCGUAAUUUUUAAUUUUUUUCUCAGAUUAUUUCACAAUUUUUUUUAUUCACUGCUCUUCCACCCUCAUUAUACAUAGUGUGUCCAUACUUAUCUUUGAUCGUCACAUCAAUAUUUUUUUGAUGCAACAAAACAUCAACACAUGAGAUGUUACCACACAAUGCAGUGUGAUAAUGUUGUUUGGUUUUCAGCAUCUCUACAAUUGAUGUAUGCUAUGUGAUGACGACAUAGUACAUGUGAUAAUUUCUGACAAUCAGACAUUUCAGCGAAAUGAUAACUAUUAAAUUUAAAUUUAUCUUCCAUUCCUGCAUCACUUCCAUAUGAGAUGAGAAUUACCACCAUUGACAUUUUUUUUUCAUUGUAACUGGUUGUCCACAUCUUGGUGUGGGGUCACAUUGAUUUCUUGUAUGGACUAUGUUUGGUUUGAUAGAGAGUAAAUGUGCAGGUUCUGUUGUGUCAUUAUCAAGAAUAAUUUCUUUAAUAUCUAAAAAAUAAAAUAAAAUAAAUGAAUGCAAAGAUAUUUUUAUUCAACUUGUUUAACAUAUAAUCGAAAAAAUAUGUGCAGUGGCUUAAUUAAUCAAAUUUGAAUGAGAAAUACUCUUUGUGACAAAUCUGUACAAAAUUAUACCCAACAAAAUAAAUGAUUUAGGCUGCUGAAUUUGAAGAAAAAUAUAUUUUUUGUAAUUUUCAAUAAAUUGAAUAACUUACUUCGUAAUUUUUAAUUUUUUUCUCAGAUUAUUUCACAAUUUUUUUUAUUCACUGCUCUUCCACCCUCAUUAUACAUAGUGUGUCCAUACUUAUCUUUGAUCGUCACAUCAAUAUUUUUUUGAUGCAACAAAACAUCAACACAUGAGAUGUUACCACACAAUGCAGUG
Hydractinia symbiolongicarpus is the source of this 12179-nucleotide messenger RNA. Its product is annotated as thiopurine S-methyltransferase-like. The record is from RefSeq and is a predicted model, not a curated record. Gene Ontology annotation, molecular function: thiopurine S-methyltransferase activity. Lineage: Eukaryota; Metazoa; Cnidaria; Hydrozoa; Anthoathecata; Hydractiniidae. Bases 161 to 859 code for a protein of 232 amino acids. The transcript has 3 exons.